UGUGCGAGAGAGGGAGAAGACCAAUGUUCUGUCAGGGCUACCACAAUCUCUCCGCGUGAGAUGUUCGCGGAAUUUUGUCGAAGUUCUUAACUCUCGGGGUCAAGAAGCAGCAAGAUUAAAUACGAGCAAAAGAAAAUCAGGAGAAAGGGAAAAAAGGAACAACGAAUCUAAAUGCUUACCAUGGCUGGAGGACUUUUUCCUUCUUUCAUCCUCGCUGUCCCUCUUUGUGAGUGAGGUGGGCUGGGUCGGGCCGCCACGGAUUGCUAGACCCCACUUCUUCCACCACUGCCACCACCACCGUCGCUAACUUCUCCUUGGUUUGCCAACGUUUUUAAUAUUUUACUUUCUUCUCUCUCAAUCGAAUUAAGUCCACCCAAAUGCUUAAAAAUUUGUUUACGCCCAAAAGAUUCCUAAAACUGCUCCCCAUGAUGACUUGCUGCAACCCAUGUUAGAAUCCAGCCAUUUCCAGGCAGCCAGAUCCUCCUCUUUUUUCCGCCUUUAUUUAUAUAGAUGACGAUUAUGCCUCCGGCACUUGUCCCUUAAUACCUGUUUAUUGAGUCAAUUCUCGUUGGCUCUUCGAUCCUGAACGAUCUCUUACAAUGGCUGAUCAUCAUCAACUGCCUGGACCAGUUUCCGGCUCGAUCUGCCCUCCCCAAUUCGUGAGUUCCCAAUUUGGUGAUACCACCUACACUAAGGUGUUUGUCGGAGGGUUGGCGUGGGAGACGCAGAACGGGACGUUGCGCCGUCAUUUCGAGCAGUACGGCGAGAUUCUCGAAGCCGUCGUGAUCACCGAUAAGAACACCGGCCGCUCUAAGGGCUACGGUUUUGUGACAUUUGGCGAUCGUGAAUCAGCAAGAAACGCAUGCGUUGAACCAAAUCCUGUUAUUGAUGGGAGGAGAGCGAAUUGUAACCUGGCGUCGCUCGGCCGUCUCCGACCCUCUACACUCUCUGGACGUUUGCAGUCAGGGAGUCCUUAUUUUAGGAGUGUCCAAGAUGCUGAGGGUGCUUUCUUGGGUAGCACGACAGGUCACCAACCAGUUUCUUAUGGAUAUCAACAAGGAUAUGCUUUUCCUUCAUAUGGGUACAUGACAUAUGGACCUGAAUAUGUUUAUGCGCAGAAUGUUUACAGCCCUUAUAUGGGUCUUCCUUACGUUCAGAUGUACAGGACACCUGGCACAGUCAAUGCACCUUUUUAUCUAAUCAGCCAAUCUGGUCAGCAGCUCUCUAGUGCCAAUGGUUAUCCUCAUGUAGUUCAGGGAUAUGCAAUCGCUGGCCAUCCAAUUGUUCAGUUGGGUAGCCCAAACGUCAAUUUGGCGACUCCGUCACCAUUUCUUCCAGGUAUAUCUGCUCCUAUUCCAUCAGCACAGACACAUACUUUGAUAACUGAACAUUCUCAGCAGUUUACUCAUGGUGCUACUGGUUCAGACCAAACAACAGUUUGAACAGGGUACUGGGAUGCUUUCAGUUUAUUGAGGUCUUAGAUUGCAGCAGAAGUAUGAAAAGCAGUCUCCUACUUGACUGGCAGGCGUGAAUCUACCCUUGCAAGUUAUCGUCUUUGUAUUCUAAAGUAUCAUGCAGGCUAAGACAUCUAGGGAGCCUGUCGUAUCAUCCAUUCUCGGUUGAGUUAAAACUUUUCUCUUUUUGUUUCGAUUGUUACUGCAGGUCAUCCAUAGUUGUCAUGUUCAGAAGGAGGUACAGGUCUAGCUUCCCCUCUGCAUUGUGUUGUCAUUCUGUUAACGUUUGUAAUCUGCAGGACCUAUGUUGUUCAUGAAGUUAAGUCGAAGGUGGCUGAUCGAUCCCUAUUUUACUCGUUGUCCCUGAGAAGUACUAACACUACAUAUAUAUGUUGAUAAGCCUCAUUCUUAUCACUUUAGAGUUUAGACUAUAUAGUUACAAACUUACAGAUGUCUUUUGUCGGGCUUCUGUGCAUAUGAAUCAUGCGCUAUUGUGAAAAUUUCUCCAUCUUUGACAGAUGGUCGUCCAUCUUUUAUAUUGAUCACCUCCAAAUUGUGUCUCUCUAGUUGCUUCUCAGGGUGAUUCUUUGUCAUCCAUGCUAAAAUCAAGUUAUCUGAGAUAACCUGUUUUCAGAUGGUAUAAAUUUUCAGACGUUAUAUAAUCUGUUGGUGUAAAUUGUACAUUCCAAUGCCUCGUACGAGAAACCGCAUGGCUUCAGAUUUAUGGAAUUCUUGCUCUCUCUCUCUCUCU
This is a messenger RNA of Nymphaea colorata (pocket water lily), 2205 nucleotides long. RefSeq lists its product as uncharacterized. Gene Ontology annotation, molecular function: RNA binding. The record is from RefSeq and is a predicted model, not a curated record. NCBI's taxonomy places the organism in Eukaryota, Viridiplantae, Streptophyta, Magnoliopsida, Nymphaeales, Nymphaeaceae. The transcript is spliced from 8 exons. Bases 600 to 1442 code for a protein of 280 amino acids.